GUAAUCCCAUCACUCGCUCUAUCACCAAAGAUCCUCACUACGCCGCUGCCCUCGCGGCUUCUCUGCUUGCUGCAUCAUUCAUUGUCAACACCUCAAUCGUCUGCCCGCGUCCACCAACGCUCCUGCCAGCGGGGCCAGUGGAUCGGCAGCAGGGGCCAGUGGAUCGGCAGCAGGGGCCAGUGGAGUGGAUCGGCAGCAGGGGCCAGUGGAUCGGCAGCAGGGGCCAGUGGAUCGGCAGCAGGGGCCAGUGGAUCGGCAGCUGGGGCCAGUGGAUCGGCAGCAGGGGGAAAACGGUUGGCGCAGAAAGGGACGAAGCCGCCCAAGCCAGCCAAAGGUGCCACGUCAGCGCCACCCAUGCCCGCGUCAGCAGCUGACGUGGCGACGCAGCAGCGGCUGCUCGAGCUGGGAGGGGCGAUGAUUCAGCGGAACGCGCAGAGGGAGGGGGGGCUGCCAUCAGGUGAAGAGUGUGGAGGCGAAGGCGGAGCUGGAGGCGGAAUGCGCCUUUCCCUCAGCGGCCCUGUCAUUUUCUCAUACCUCAGCGCCACUGCUGCUGCUGCUUCAGCUUUGUCACGUCACUCCCACAAGCGGGUGUUGAUUGGGGUGGUAUGGGAAGAGGAGUGGCAUAGGGAAAUGAGUUCUUUCUCCUCUCCUUCUACUAUGUUCCUCCCUCAUCUUACAGACUACCAAAGAAUAGACGGUGAUGAGCACUUGAAUGCUCUACUUCAAGCCUGCCCCAUCCCGCCGGAGAUAUACGAGGACUUUGCUGCGGAUGACUUUGAGGAAGUCAGGAUCAAUAUCGAGGAGGUAUGCAGGUACCAGCAGGAGCUGGAGGGGGGCACCUUUUUUGUGAGUGAAGGAGGGUGGCACCUGUUUGAGAGAGGGAGGGGUGGCCCGUUAUGUUGCACGUGCAUGAAGUUGGGGGAGGGGAUGAGAGAGGCAGGGGGGGAUAAAAUCCAGGCGGCCUUUGCUACAUUGCAACAGCAGGUGGAGCUGCGGCUGCUCGAGCUGGGAGGGGCGAUGAUUCAGCAGAACGCGCAGAGCGAGGGGGGGCUGCCAUCAGACUUCAGUGAAAAGGGCGGAGAUAGGAUGAAAAAAUUGUGUGUUCUGCACACAGCCUACACCGACGUGAUCGUUGGACUUGAGGGUCGGUCCGCCUUUGCUGAAGAGACAUUUGAGGACGCCCGUGACAGGUUCGAGGAGAUUGCACAUCUGCUGAGUGCUCGGGAGAAAAAAAUGAAAUCUGAUAUGGGGCGGGUGGCGGAGGAAGAGCGGUUGCGCAGAACCACGGCGGAGAAUACGGUCGCGAACUUGCAAGCACUUGUGAAGUUGUUGCAGGACGAGCGAGAUGCUGUGGCAAAGAAGCUGUGGGAAAAUGACGAUGUGAAGUUGUCUGAGCUGGCGGGGACACAGAGGUCGCUCAUAGAGGAGCUGCAGAGGACGGUCAAGUGGUUGACUGGGGAGGCGGAGAACUCGAGCACGGAGCUGGAGAGUUCGAGGGAGAGAUGGAGGAGGGAGAAGGAAGAAAUGGAGAGGAAUCUGGCGGAUGAGAGAGAGGAGGCGGAACAUUCGCUCGAGAGCGCGACUAGGAGGCACCAGGAGGCAGAAGGCAAGCUGGGAGGAGCGUUGAAGGAGGUGGAGCACCUGAAAGGGCUGCUGGGCAGCACUUUGGGGCAGCUGGAAGAGAGUCAGAGGCAGUGUUCUGAGAGGGAUGCUCAGGUGGAGCUGACGAGCACGCAGCUGGCGGAGGUGCGCGCUCAGCUGGCUGCGAUUAGCGAUCAGCUGGACGAGAAGGACGCCCGACUGAAGGCAGUGACCGAGCAGCGAGAUCUCUUUCAAGAGGUGUUCGAGAAUGAGAGUCACACAGUCGGCCACUCCUCCUUCCACCUGGUAUCCCCGGCUGCCGCCACGUCAUCGCUUGGUGCCACGUCAGCACCACCCACGCCCGCGUCAGCAGCUGACGUGGCGACGCAGCAGCGGCUGCUCGAGCUGGCAGGGGCGAUGAUCGAGAGGAAUGCGCAGAGCGAGGGGGGGCUGCCAUCAGGUGAAGCGCUUCGCCUGUACGUGGAUUUGCUGAGACGGCAGCGCAAAGGCAAAGAGGUGGUGAGGGUGCUGCAAUGCAGCAUGGCUGCGCUGUUCACAAUCAAGUCAGAUCUAAUGCAGAUCCAGAGCGAGGUGCAGCAGGACCCGGCGCGCUUCACUGAUGCUGGCGCCACGUACAAGGAGCUGGUGGAUUUGAGGAAUCUCAGCAUGCCAACUUUCCUCAUCAUCUCAUCUCUCCGCUCUGUUUCCGCUGCCACCAAUAUGCGCAGUGAUGAUGACUGGAAGGCAUCCUUGUCGUAUUUGGAGUCGCUCAUGCUAACCCAGCUGCAGUCUUCCCUCUCCACUCCUCUCAACGAAGCUGAAGCAGGGGCAGGGGCAGGGGCAGGGGCAGGGGCAGGGGCAGGGGCAGGGGCAGGGGCAGGGGCAGGGGCAGGGGCAGGGGCAGGGGCAGGGGCAGGGGCAGGGGUAGGGGCAGGGGCAGGGGCAGGAGCAGGGGCAGGGGGAGAAGAAAGGGAAGGGGGGGAAAGAUGGGGAGGGCAAGAGGGAGAGACAGAGUAUGGCGAUGAAGGGGCAGGAGUAGGGGCAGGAGUAGGGGGAGGAGGAGGGGGAGGAGGAGGGGGAGGAGGGGGAGGAGGAGGAGGGGGAGGAGGGGGAGGAGGAGUGGGAGGGGGUGGAGUGGCAGGAGGUGCAGAGGGAGAAGCGGAUGGAGGGAAAGGAAGGAUAGAAAGAGGGGAAGAGGGAGGGGCAGGAGGGGGAGGAAGGGAAGGGGCCGGGCCACGAGAGGUGGCACAAGAGGAUGGAAAGGGGAAUGGCAGGGAGGCAACGGAAGCAGGGGAAAGGAGGAGUGGGCAGAGUGUGGAGAGGGAGGAGAAGGAGCGAGGGGGGGAGCAGGGCGAGGGAAAGGGGGAAGGAGUGGACAGUGAGGGCGGAGGGCAGCAGCAGCAGCAGCAGCAGCAGCAGCAGCAGAAGGGGGGCAUGCUGUGGCGCAGUGGUAGUGGCAGCAGGGGCAGGGCCAAGGUGGGCGCGGGGUUGGCUGGGAAAGGAGCUGGUGUGGGAGUGGGCAUGGGUAUCCCACGGUCGCUCAGUGACUCCCGCCGAUCCACCAGAGUGGCACCCCUGACGCCCACUGCUGCUGACGAUUCUGCUACCAGGGGCAGUGGUGGUCACGCUCACGGCGGCAGUUAUGAUGGUGGCAGAAACAGUGGUGGUGGUGGGGUGGGCCGAGCAAGGAGCGUGUGGGGGCCAGCGGGGCCGGGGGAGAGGCGCGAAGGGUGGGAGGCGCAGGGGGAGGGGUGGGGGAGGGGCGUGCAGCAGGGAGAGGUGGGGAGUGGGGGAAGCAAGAGGGCCGUGCACAUCACCUCACUACCCCUCCUUGCCCGCAUCACCCCCAUUGCCCGCAUCGCCGUCCGUGCCUGA
Closterium sp. Naga37s-1 is the source of this 3456-nucleotide messenger RNA. The record is from the annotation of a GenBank genome assembly. NCBI's taxonomy places the organism in Eukaryota, Viridiplantae, Streptophyta, Zygnematophyceae, Desmidiales, Closteriaceae.